This is a messenger RNA of Mucor velutinosus, 1524 nucleotides long. RefSeq lists its product as uncharacterized. The coding region runs from base 1 to 1524 and encodes 507 amino acids. The record is from RefSeq and is a predicted model, not a curated record. Lineage: Eukaryota; Fungi; Mucoromycota; Mucoromycetes; Mucorales; Mucoraceae. The transcript has a single exon.
AUGAAAAGAAAAGACACUACCGUGAUAAGUCUAGUUUUGCUCUUCUUCAUCACCUGCGUCGUCUAUUUUCAAUACAACACCAAAUACCUCGCCAAGAAACCGCCAACAAGACAGAAAGAAUCUAUCCCAGUCGAGUUUCCAGAGCCUUUUUCGUUACAUAAACCUACCAAAAACGAAAAGUUUUUAUCCUAUUUGCCUCAUUCUGGAUUCCAUAACCAGAGAAUCGAGCUCGAAAAUGCGUUAUUAUUAGCAUCCUAUUUAAAUAGAACAUUAUUGGUGCCACCAGUGUAUUUAGCAAGCCCAGCAAUGCCGUGGCUGCGAUACGAAAAGCUACAUGAAAGGCUCUUGUUCCAGACUAAAAACGGCCUUGAUCACUGCGUGGAAUUGGACGCAGCUGGAUUGCCCUUACCAAGUGAAUGUCUCAACAACUUUCGCUGGACGAAUAUACCAUGGUCUUUCUUUUACGACAUGGAGUCUAUUGAAAACCAGGUGCCUGUGGUGUUCCGACCUGGAUUGGAUUACCAGUGGCUGUACAAGACAUUCAAGCUGACAGAAGAUGAUGUCUACUUUUUCAAGGACAUGUCGCCCUACGAGUAUCAGAUCCACGAUGACAGAUCAACUGAUUUACCCCUAGAUCGAUUCAAUUACCGUAUUGAUUUGGUGACACUUGAAAACAUUGACCAUCGCGUGUUGCAUUUUGGAUCCAUGUUUGGUUCUUACCGCAUCCUGGCAGAGACUGAGCAACAUGCAGAACUCUUGCGCAACAUCCGUUCCAGCAUGAUAUUUCGUAAUCCUGUUUUAUCUGGUGCAGCAGAGAGAAUUGUGCAACAACUGGGUGGAGCCAACAACUUUGUGGGAUUGCAUGUCCGUGUUGGUGAUGGCAUCUUCAAAUUGAGAGCAUCCAUUCUCGUAGACGACAUUUAUCAUGAAUUGGUGGACAAGUUUACGGAUUUGACUGUGGAUCAAGUGGCAGAAUACGAAGGUGGUGUUGAGCAGCAUGACUUGGAUCGCACUGAAUCGACAGAAUACGAAAUCAAACUUCGAAGCUUCCAUCCGGUCGAUGAAACGAACUACACGAAGCCUAUUGAGGUGCAUCAUACCACUGACAGUGUAUUUGAUGUGAAUCCCAGCAUUGCUUCUCGCCUCAAGUGUCAACCUGGAGACCACACCACGCAUAGAUUCCGAAACACUGUAGUUUACCUUGCCACUGAUGCGCCGGACCCACGGAAUCACCCUUUGUUAAGCAAACUAUUUCGAGUUUUCCCUUGUACCUUUAUACUAUCGGACUUUGUCAAUGAACUAGAAGACAUCAAGAAGUUGCAGGUGGUGGAGGAAAGGGUCAAACUGGAAUCCUAUUUGAUUCCUAUGGUGGAUGCCAUGAUCUCCGCGCAUGGACAUACCUUUUUGGGUACUCCGCACAGCACGUUCACCAGCUAUAUUGAGCGACAAUUGCACCCAGUGUAUACAGGCAAAGAAGUGCAGGUGAUGGGCCUUUUGGAUUACUUGGAGUCAAUGGGCAAAUGA